UUUAUCUUUACCUUCAGCUGACCGGCAGAGGAGGUUCUGUGUGCCCGUGUCCGCCCGCCCUCUCACCAGCAUCUGCUCUGCUCUCCGUCUCUCCGCCCGCCAUGGCACUGCUGCACUCCUGCCGUCUGCUCUCCGGAGCCACCUCCUUCCACCCGGGCCUCGGCGCCGCCGCCGCCGCCAGAGCCAGCUCCUGGUGGACCCAUGUAGAGAUGGGUCCCCCUGAUCCCAUCUUGGGAGUUACAGAAGCAUUUAAGAGGGACACCAAUAGUAAGAAGAUGAACCUGGGUGUUGGUGCUUACAGAGAUGAUAAUGGGAAGCCUUAUGUUCUUCCAAGUGUCCGUAAGGCAGAGGCUCAAAUUGCAGGGAAGAACAUGGACAAAGAGUACCUGCCCAUCGGAGGACUAGCAGAAUUUUGCAAGGCAUCAGCAGAGUUGGCCCUGGGAGAAGAUAACGAGGUUCUGAAAAACAAACGAUAUGUCACCGUACAGACCAUUUCUGGAACCGGAGCAUUGAGGGUGGGAGCCAGUUUUCUGCAAAGGUUCUUCAAAUUCAGCCGGGAUGUCUAUCUUCCAAAACCCUCCUGGGGCAACCACACCCCCAUCUUCCGGGAUGCUGGCAUGCAGCUGAAUGGCUAUCGCUACUAUGAUCCCAAGACUUGUGGCUUUGACUUCACUGGAGCCAUGGAAGACAUUUCAAAAAUCCCAGAACAGAGUGUCAUCCUUCUGCACGCCUGUGCUCACAACCCCACUGGAGUGGAUCCUCGUCCUGAGCAGUGGAAAGAAAUAGCAUCCGUGGUAAAGCAAAAGAAGCUCUUUGCCUUUUUUGACAUGGCAUACCAAGGCUUUGCCAGUGGAGAUGGCAACAAGGAUGCCUGGGCUGUUCGCCACUUCAUUGAUCAGGGCAUUAAUGUGUCUCUCUGUCAGUCAUAUGCCAAGAACAUGGGCCUGUAUGGUGAACGUGUGGGAGCCUUUACCGUGGUUUGUAAAGAUGCUGACGAAGCUAAAAGGGUAGAAUCCCAGCUGAAAAUCCUGAUUCGUCCCAUGUAUUCCAAUCCCCCUCUCAAUGGGGCCCGAAUUGCCUCCACGAUCCUAAAUAGUCCUGAUCUGAGGAGCCAGUGGCUGCAGGAAGUGAAAGGCAUGGCAGAUCGCAUCAUUAGCAUGCGCACCCAGCUGGUGUCCAACCUCAAGAAAGAGGGCUCCACCCACAAUUGGCAGCACAUCACUGACCAGAUUGGCAUGUUUUGUUUCACAGGCCUGAAACCCGAGCAGGUGGAACGGCUGACUAAGGAGUUCUCCGUCUAUAUGACAAAAGAUGGCCGCAUUUCUGUAGCAGGGGUCACAUCGGGCAAUGUCGGGUACCUUGCCCAUGCCAUUCACCAAGUAACCAAAUAACUUCCUGGCAAGAUAGAGCAGAGAUGAACCUCCCACCUUCAGACUCUGCUGUUUGAGAUUCAGAGAAAUGAUUGGGCUGGCGAAGCGAGGAGUGGUAUGAGAGUUUCUUUCAACCACAGUGCUUAAUGCUCAACCAUUGAAAGUGUCUCAGAAAAGGAUCUGUGAGUAGGCUAAGAUGCCUGAAACUAGUGUUUGGAGCUUUGAGGGUCUAAUCCAAAUUCCCCAACCCAUCUUACCCAACUUUUUCAAAACUUUUUAUGUUUACAGGAACUCUACCAAAAAUUCUGCCCUAAAACCAAAAUUCCUCCACUUCUCCCCUUCCCCUGAUCUUAGCUCAUCCGACAUGACAGUGUUGUUUAAGAGCUUUAAUCUAGGUCAUAAAUAUCUCUUAGCCCACGUAACAGAAAUCUCUGUGGUGCUAAAGCUUCCAAAGAAGGUUUGCCCAAUUCUAACUCCCACCUCCUCUUGGCCUCCAUGACUGGUAGAAGGUGCUGUUGUGUAGCCUCUCAGCUUCAAGAAAUAGCAGACAAGUGAGGCAGCUCUCACCAUUGGAUGUCUAAGUCUUUUAACUUUCCUCUCUCCCCCAUUUUUAUUGCUGGUCUUUGACCCAAAGAUCCAAAUCUGUCCUAGUUUGUCUCCCUCGCUCAGAUCCUUCCAAUCAGGAUGCAUAUUCUUAAAGAAUUAAGUCAAAGGUAAUUUAGGAAAUGAUGUUCUCUCCUCCCCUUUCUCAGCAAAAGGUGAAGGAGUUGAAUUUGGUAAAAGACAGCACUUUAAUAUCAGCAUCAUUGUAAAGUUUUUAAUUGUCCCCCUUUCUGCUCCACCAGAUCUCAUAGUGUGAUUGUGCAAUAAAUAGCCUGUCUCAUGACAAGUCUGUAUGGGGCAGUCAGUCCUGGGAGAAGAGUAUUCUGAGCUGUGGUUGUAAGCUUCUCUGUCUUGCUAGCCGAGUUCAAAUGUCAACCUUGAAAAGAUCACCCUCCAGUGUAAUCAUAUAGGACUUCAUGCAGCCUGGUUUCUCUGUUACAAUAAAAUUAUUGUAGAUGGA
Messenger RNA from Antechinus flavipes (yellow-footed antechinus), 2433 nucleotides. It is a transcript of the gene GOT2, whose product is annotated as glutamic-oxaloacetic transaminase 2. The coding region runs from base 102 to 1391 and encodes 429 amino acids. The transcript has 10 exons. Gene Ontology annotation, molecular function: pyridoxal phosphate binding; L-aspartate:2-oxoglutarate transaminase activity. The record is from RefSeq and is a predicted model, not a curated record. Gene Ontology annotation, biological process: L-aspartate catabolic process; biosynthetic process. Gene Ontology annotation, cellular component: mitochondrion. NCBI's taxonomy places the organism in Eukaryota, Metazoa, Chordata, Mammalia, Dasyuromorphia, Dasyuridae.